AUGAGCAAAACACACCAAGACCCCUUGAUCCUCAAGGUAACAACAUCAUCAUCAACCUAUCCUGUCACAAGCAACGCAUCCCCUCCAUGCAAGACCCCCCAACAAAAGAAAAGCGCCAUGUACACCCUCGGUCUCGUUACUAUCCGGAACCUGCGAUACCCAGUACCCGGUCUGCGGUUCCUGUUCCCGUUGCACAUUUGCCCAUCCCCAGACCAGGGGACCCCCAAUCAUUCACGAACAGGAGAUCCACUUGAUUUAGAGUCCUGGAAGAUCCGUGAUCGCCCCCCUAUUCUCGACGGGGCUCGGGUAAAACGCCAAAACCCGCUUGACACCCCUUUCCUGACCAUCGCCUCAGAUCACGAGCCGCAGUCGCUUGUUUUGACAAAGAUUACUUGGCUUCCAUUCCAUCGGCUUGCGUCAAUACUCCCCUAGUCAUGUCUAUCUUGUAUUACCACUACAACACCAUCCGUCCACUAUUUACACCCUCCUAUGGCUCCCCUUUGUGUCAGCGGCAACAAGAAAGGCACCAUGCUUGAGGCAAAGAAGUCCCCAUCAUCCGAACGGUUCUCCUGCAUGUGUUUGUCUCGGGCGCCUAGACGGGUCUGCAUCCUCUCUCCACCCUCCAGGAAAACGAACGAGAGCCGCUUGGCUCCUCAAAGCGAGGCCCCCCGCCAUGAGAAUCUGCAAUCUACAGCACGAAGAUGCCAUUCGGAAGUUCCAUCCGCUGCGCAUCCGUGCAAAGAGGCGACAGAUUCAGAAGAGCUGCAGCUGGAAGGCGUCAGCAUAGACCCAAACCACACCACGCAUUGGAGGAGUUGA
Messenger RNA from Hymenoscyphus albidus, 819 nucleotides. NCBI's taxonomy places the organism in Eukaryota, Fungi, Ascomycota, Leotiomycetes, Helotiales, Helotiaceae. The record is from the annotation of a GenBank genome assembly.